GCAUUUCUCAUAUGUAACAAAGUGCGAUCUCAUAAUAACGGCUGCCCUGCAAUCCAGACCACAUUAGGGGGCGCUUCUGAGCACUCCUUUACCCUGGCUGGGGACCAUCUCACAGCUCAGAUCUUAGAAGUGUAGCGCCAAGGCAGUCAUGCUUGCUGCAAAAUGAUACUUUUGUCAGCUGUCGGUGCAUCGUUCUUGUGCUAGUGCCGCUCACCGGGUUUUUCACACCUAGCGAUGCAGAGGGGAGGAGGCAGAAGCUUUGGAAACCGUGGAGGCGGGUUUGGCAACAGAGGGGGUGGGUUUGGAGGGAGAGGUGGAGACCGUGGGCGUGGUGGUGGUGGACGUUUCGGGGGAGGAGGCAGGGGAGGAGGACGAGGAGGCUGGCAGGAUUAUGGGCCUCCUGAAGAGGUUGUAGAGGCAGGAGUCUUUUUGCACCCAUGUGAAGGCGAAGCAGUCUGCAAGCUGACAAAUGAGAAGGUGCCAUACUUCAAUGCACCGAUGUACCUCCAGAACAAGACACAGAUUGGCAAGGUGGAGGAGAUCUUUGGAUGCAUCAGCGACGGGCAUUUCACAAUCAAGAUGCAGGAGGGUGUGGUGGCGACUUCAUACUCGUCUGGGGACAAGUUCUACAUCGACCCCAUGAAGCUGCUGCCAAUGGACCGCUUCCUGCCCCAACCGAAGGGCGCUGGAGGCAGCCGAGGUGGCGGCAGAGGAGUGCGCGGCGGUGGCGUGCAGCGUGGCGGCCGCGGGGGCGGCUUCCGCGGAGGUGGCGGCCGCGGCGGUGGCGGUUUCAGGGGCGGCGGCGGCGGCGGCCGCGGCCGGGGCCGCUACUGA
Molecule: messenger RNA, 834 nt
Organism: Coccomyxa subellipsoidea C-169
Lineage: Eukaryota; Viridiplantae; Chlorophyta; Trebouxiophyceae; Coccomyxaceae
Product: Gar1-domain-containing protein
Exons: 5
Coding region: 235-834 (199 amino acids)
Biological process (GO): snoRNA guided rRNA pseudouridine synthesis; ribosome biogenesis
Cellular component (GO): box H/ACA snoRNP complex
Molecular function (GO): box H/ACA snoRNA binding
Source: RefSeq, a predicted model, not a curated record